Danio aesculapii is the source of this 2030-nucleotide messenger RNA. RefSeq lists its product as uncharacterized. The transcript has 5 exons. NCBI's taxonomy places the organism in Eukaryota, Metazoa, Chordata, Actinopteri, Cypriniformes, Danionidae. The record is from RefSeq and is a predicted model, not a curated record. The coding region runs from base 231 to 860 and encodes 209 amino acids.
GUCGUCAAGACCACCAGUGGGUAAUACUGAAACUGAAAGUAUUUAUUAGUCUGUGAUCGCAGAAAGAGGAGAUAUAUCCAGCUGCAGACCCGCAGAACCACACACGUUUUAGGCACACACAAUCCAGCACAGAGAUAUAUCCAGCUGCAGACCCGCAGAACCACACACGUUAAAGAGAGGCACAGAGUCAGACGAACUCAGGCUGAAGAGAGAAAGACUGUCGCUGCAAAAUGAAAGCCAUGACUGUAAUAAAUGCAGUGCAGAUCUUCCUUCUGCUGUGGGGUUUCACCACAGUCAGCCAAGCUGAUGCUGCUAACUGCGGCGUAACAUGUAAUGAUGUGACUGGAACUGUGGGAAAUGAAGUGAUUUUAGCCUGCAGCGUCUGUGGACAGUCCACUACAGGCUGUGUUAAACUGUAUAAGUUUCAGAAUAGUGGCUCAGACAUCUACAAAGAAGUGUUUCCCGAGGGCGUCUGUGAAAAGACGAGCAUCUUCAUACGCAGAUACUCUCCAGAUAAAGCAAUGAAGGGAGCAUUCAGCUUCUUUGUGCAAGUUGGUGGUUGCACAGAAACAAAAUAUUUCACAGUGAAUAUAUCAGAAGCUGUAAAUUCUACAAUCUCUAAAUCUGAAGCUCAUCCCUUACACGGGAAACAACUACAGGAUUCUGAAGCUCCUAAACAUGAGGAAAAGCCUGUUUCUGCCAUCUCUGCAGGUGUGGGCUGCAUCAUCAUCUUCGUCAUCAUCAUCAUAUUGACCAUCAUUAUCAUUUACAAAAAGCAUCGUGGAAAGAUUCAGGAAAGGAAGAAGUUUCAGGCCGUCAGACAAAAUGAUGACGAUGACGAUAAAACAGAAAAUGUGUAAUAUCAUCAUGAAAGCGAUGAAUGUUCUUGAGGUGCUCCUGAAAGAUCAGCUUCAUCUGAGAUCCAGUAAACAUGAGUCUCUGACCUCAAACAACUGAAACUGCUGAACUGUCUGCUUAUGAGCUUUAAAGGGCACCUAGGUUACCCCUUUUUUCAGAUUUAAUAUAAGUGUUUUGCGUCUCCAGAAUGUGUCUGUAAAGUUUCAGCUCAAAACACCCAUCACUUUUAUUAUACCUUUUAUUAUAUUCCUAUUUAUACAUUUUUUCACUGGGUGGCGGUUUUGGUGUACUGCUCCUUUAAGGCUAGUCCUCCCCGCCCACCGUUUCUACGUGCCUUUCUGCGUGCCUUAAGCCAGUGUUUCCCAACCCUGUUCCUGAAGGCACGCUAACAGUCCACAUUUUCAACCUCUCCCUAAUCAAACACACCAGAAUCAACUUAUCAGAACAUCAGAAGAGACUCCAACACCUGAAGUUAAUGGGUCAGAAAAGGGAGACAUCCAAAAUAUGUACUGUUGGUGUGCCUCCAGGAACAGAGUUGGGAAACACUGCCUUAAGCUACAGUCACUGGGCUUUGUGUGUGUGAAAUUCUGUCGUGCGGCACCGUGAAAAGGGGCGGGAUUAAACAAGAUGAUUAGACAUUUAAAAAAGCCAGCCAUUGCUCCAUGUUUUAAAUUUCAGUCCAGAGAGGUCAUGUUUUGAUCCUCGAUUGGUCUCACGCAGUCAAGUGAUGCGAUUUCGCAGGUCAGAGUUCACCAAGCUUGAACUUUGCACCGCAGCGAACUGCGAAAUUUAACGCAUGACCCUGCAUUUCAGGUCUGACGCAUUCGCGUGCAUAUGAAUGGAAGUCUAUGGGAGGAAAAGCCCAGUGUGACCGCAGCUUUAAUCUCCUCUCUCGGCUGCGUCAGACAACAGACAGACAUAAAGGAAGCAGAUCUCGCGUAGCGUUUGUGAGAAAUACUACAGUAAGAACUUUACCAAUGAGUAUUUGUUGUGCAGCUGCAUCGAUGAGUCACGCACGCACACACACAGAGACACAGAGAGACAGACAGAGCGCCCGUUUAGCUUCGCACUCUGUUUGCACGCAUAUGUGACAUGAUACAGGUUAAUCCUCACUGCUGUAUGAAUAUCUGUUAUGUUAAUGUACAAAAUAAACCUGAAUUAACGUCCACAAA